AUAUCCAAAAUUUUAUGUGGAAAAUGGAAGUCAUCGUGAAGAGUUGUUGCUUAGUCCAGCCUGCAGAACCCACAUGGAAUGGCCCCUUCUCCUUGUCCGAAUUAGACCAAAUUGGUGUUUUAACUCAUGUUCCGACCAUUUAUUUCUAUAAACCAACCAAAAAUUGGCUUACUCCAGAGCACACCAUUAUCAAAACUCUCAAAAAUUCACUCAGCAGGGUUUUGGUCCCAUUUUAUCCAUUAGCAGGUCGUUUGUGCUGGCUGGACGGAGAUCGACUCGAGCUCAACUGCAAUGCUGAGGGCGUUCAGCUCAUCGAAGCCGAGUGCGAGGCAAAAUUGGAUGAACUUGUUAAUGAUUUCGCCCCAUCUCUUAAAUUCGAUAACCUUAUUCCUCAUGUAAAUUACCAUACUCCCAUUGAAAAAAUCCCUUUGAUGAUUGUGCAGCUCACUAAAUUCCAGUGUGGUGGGAUUACUCUAAGUUGGACGAUAUCGCACGUGGUGGCUGAUGGCCAAAGUGCGGUUCAUUUCAUCUCCGAAUGGGCCAGGCUAACUCGCGGAGAACCAUUACAGGUCGCACCUUUCCUUGAUCGGAAAGUAUUGCGUGCUGGGGAACCUCCCGUGCGAAAACCUCGUUUUGAGCACUUCGAGUUCAAUCCUCUACCGUUCUUGAUUGGCAAAUCAAGCAAUGAAAAUGAGAUGAAGAAGAAAACUACAAUUGCCAUGUUGAAGUUAACAAAAUUCCAAGUGGAAAAGCUCAAGAACAAAGCUAACAGAAAGCGAACUAGCGAUGAUAUUGGACGCGCUUAUUCGCGAUAUGAGGCUAUAGCAGGGCAUAUAUGGAGAUGCGCAUGCAAGGCUCGCCAGCAUGCUUACGAGCAGCCAACUUCGUUGAUAAUCUGCAUGGACGUCCGCAAGCGAGUGCAGCCACCGUUGCCUCAAAUGUACUUCGGAAACGCAAUUAUGGACGUGGUUGCAACGGGAUUAUCCGGCGAGCUGGUAGCCAACCAGCUCAACUAUGCUGCAAGAAAAGUACGAGAAGCAAUCGAUAGAGUGACGAGUGAGUAUGUGCAUUCGACCAUUGAUUUCUUGAAAAAUCAGAAAGAGUUUUCUCGGUAUCAAGAUAUCCAUGCCAUAAGGAAUAACGUUGGGCCUUUCUAUGGAAAUCCAAAUAUUGGAGUUAUAAGCUGGAUUGCACUGCCAAUGCACGACCUGAAUUUUGGAUGGGGAAAAGAAAUAUUGAUGGCUCCCGGAACCCUUGAUUGUGACGGUGAUUCGUUGAUCCUCCGUGGUCAGGACGGGGAUGACUCUCUGGUUGUGUCGCUGUGUCUUCAAGUUGACCAUUUGAAAUCUUUCAAAAAAUUCUUCUAUGGAGACAUUGUAACUGAUAACUAAGAUUAUUGAGGAGCAGAGUUACGUUUAAGAAUUGAAUAAUACACACAUUUUCAGUGUGACCUUAAUUUUAAUUA
Messenger RNA from Olea europaea var. sylvestris, 1465 nucleotides. Its product is annotated as spermidine hydroxycinnamoyl transferase. The coding region runs from base 15 to 1391 and encodes 458 amino acids. Gene Ontology annotation, molecular function: acyltransferase activity, transferring groups other than amino-acyl groups. The record is from RefSeq and is a predicted model, not a curated record. NCBI's taxonomy places the organism in Eukaryota, Viridiplantae, Streptophyta, Magnoliopsida, Lamiales, Oleaceae. The transcript has a single exon.